AUGACCGGUUCGGAUUCAACUGAACAAAAUAAACAACAAGAAGGAAAUAAAGAUGAUGGAAAAAAACCAGUUGAAAUUAAAGAAGAAGAUUUAUCUGAAGAGGAUAAACAAUUAAAAGAAGAACUUGAAUUGUGUGUUGAACGUUUAAAAGAGAAUGAUACACAUUUAUAUCGGCCCGCACUUGAAACACUUCGACAAAAAAUUCGUGAAUCAACUAGUUCAAUGACAAGUGUACCAAAACCAUUAAAAUUUAUGAGACCAUUUUAUAAGGAUAUGGUUGAGAUAUAUGAAAAAAUUCAAGAUGUUCAUAAUAAAUCUUUAUGUGCUGAUAUUGUUUCAGUUCUCGCUAUGACAGCAAUCGAUACAAAAGAAGUACUUAAAUAUCGUUUAUUAGGUUCAAAUCAAGAUAUUGGCAUGUGGGGACAUGAAUAUAUUAGACAUUUAUCAGCUGAUAUUGCUUCUGAAUGGGAAUCAACAGAAACAAAUCCUGAACUUCGUCAACGUCUUCUUUCAUUAACAAAUGAUAUAAUACCAUUUUUAAUGCGUCAUAAUGCUGAAGCUGAUGCAUGUGAUCUUUUAAUGGAAAUAGAACAAUUAGAUUUAAUUGAAACAUUUGUUGAUAAAGAUACUUUCUCACGUGUUUGUCUUUAUUUAACUAGUUGUGUACCUUAUGUACCUGAACCAGAUGAUACGAAAUUAUUACGCACAGCAUGUAAACUUUAUCGUCAUUAUGAUCAAUAUCCAUUAGCAUUACGUUGUGCUAUACAAUUAAAUGAUAUGGAUCUUAUACGAGAUUUAGUUAAUACAUGCCCAUCAAGUUUAGUUAAAAAACAACUUGCAUUUAUGUUAGGACGACAACAAAUUAUUUGGAAUGUUACAGAAGUCGAUGGUGAAGAUCCUGAUGAAUUAACAAAUAUAAUGUCGAAUUCACAUUUAACAUCAAAUUUUUUGUCAUUAGCUCGUGAACUUGAUAUAAUGGAAGCUAAAUUACCUGAAGAUAUUUAUAAAACAUAUUUAGAUAAUACAAAUCGAUCAAAUUAUAAUCAACCUGAUUCAAGUAAACAAAAUUUAGCAUCGGCAUUUGUUAAUGGAUUUGUUAAUGCCGCAUUUGGACAAGAUAAAAUUGUAACACAAGAUACAAAAUGGUUAGCAAAAUAUAAAGAUAAUGGUUUAUUAAGUGCGACAGCUUCACUUGGUCUUAUUGUUCUUUGGGAUGUUGAUGGUGGUCUUAGUUUAAUUGAUAAAUAUCUUUAUAGUUUUGAUGAUAAUAUGAAGGCUGGUGCACUUCUCGCUUGUGGUAUUGUCAAUUGUGGAGUUCAAAAUGAUUGUGAUCCAGCAUUGGCACUUCUCGGUGAUUAUGUUUCACAUAAAGAUACACCAUUCCGUGUUGGUUCUAUUGUUGGUUUGGGUCUUGCUUAUGCAGGUACCAAUCGUGAUGAUGUUAUUGAACUUAUUAGUAAUGCAUUACGUGAAGGAAAUCCAUCAAUGGAAGUUAUUUCUUUAGCAUGUCUUUCAAUUGGUAUAAUUGCAGUUGGUUCAUGUAAUGCUGAUGUAUCAACAACAUUAUUAAGUAUUUUACUUGAACGAAGUGAACUUGAACUUAAAGAUCAUUUUGCUAAAUUUAUUGCACUUGCUAUUGGUCUACUCUUUCUUAGCAAAGGUGAAGCUGUUGAACCUAUGUUAGAAUCUCUUAAAGUAAUCAAUGAACCAUUACGUUCAUUUGCAACGGUACUUGUUGAAUGUUGUGCAUACGCUGGUACAGGAAAUGUUUUAAAAGUUCAACGUAUGUUACAUAUAUGUAGUGAACAUUUUGAAAACAAAGAUGAAAAAAAAGAAGGUGAAAAAGAAUCAUCAAAAGAUAAAGACAAAGAUAAAAAGAAAGAAGAUGAAACAGCUACACAAAAUGCUGCUCAUCAAGCUGCAGCUGUACUUGGUAUUGCAAUGAUUGCUAUGGGAGAAGAAAUUGGUUCAGAAAUGGCAUUACGUUCAUUUGGACAUUUGUUACGUUAUGGUGAACCAGUUAUUAAACGAGCUGUACCUCUUGCACUUGCUUUAUUAUCUGUAUCAAAUCCAAAAUUAAAUAUAAUUGAUACAUUAAGUAAAUUUUCUCAUGAUGCAGAUCAUGAAGUAUCAUAUAAUUCUAUUUUUGCAAUGGGUAUUGUCGGUGCUGGUACAAAUAAUGCUCGUUUAGCUGCAAUGCUUCGACAAUUAGCUGUUUAUCAUGGAAAAGAUAUGAAUAAUUUAUUUAUGGUUCGUCUUGCUCAAGGUCUUACACAUCUUGGUAAAGGUACAAUGACACUUAAUCCAUAUCAUAGUGAUCGAAUGCUUCUUUGUCGUGUGGCAUUGGCUGGUUUACUUACUGUACUUGUUUCAUUAUUUGAUGUUAAACAAACUAUUAUUGGUAAAUAUCAUUAUUUACUUUAUUUUCUUGCAUUGGCUAUUCAACCACGUAUGCUUGUUACAUUUGAUGAAUCACUUCGACCAUUACCAGUACCUGUUCGUGUUGGACAAGCAGUUGAUGUUGUUGGUCAAGCAG
This is a messenger RNA of Rotaria sordida, 2536 nucleotides long. Lineage: Eukaryota; Metazoa; Rotifera; Eurotatoria; Philodinida; Philodinidae. The record is from the annotation of a GenBank genome assembly.